Messenger RNA from Tachyglossus aculeatus (Australian echidna), 3564 nucleotides. RefSeq names its product mitochondrial import inner membrane translocase subunit TIM16. Gene Ontology annotation, molecular function: protein binding. The transcript is spliced from 28 exons. NCBI's taxonomy places the organism in Eukaryota, Metazoa, Chordata, Mammalia, Monotremata, Tachyglossidae. Gene Ontology annotation, biological process: protein import into mitochondrial matrix. Gene Ontology annotation, cellular component: TIM23 mitochondrial import inner membrane translocase complex. Bases 16 to 2787 code for a protein of 923 amino acids. The record is from RefSeq and is a predicted model, not a curated record.
GCCCGCCCGUCCACCAUGAGCCGGUUGAAGCCGUCCAAGUUCCGGCACACGGAGGCGCGGGGGGCCGCCCGCCGACAGGCCUGGAUCGGCGACAUCCGAGCUGGAACGGCCACAUCCUAUGGCAAUCACAUCAAGUCCAGCUGUCACCUGAUCGCGUUCAGCUCGGACCGGGCUGGUGUCCUGGGCAUUGUGCCCCUGGAAAGCCAAGGUGGGGACAAGAGGUCUGCGGCUCACCUGGGUUGCCAUUCCGAUGUGGUGACCGACUUCGAUUUCUCUCCGUUUGAUGACCUCUUACUGGCCACGGGCUCGGCGGACAGAACGGUGAAGCUUUGGCAACUGCCCGAGGCGGGCAGAGACCUACCCUCCGUCCCCGCGGUGACACUGGGCCCCGAAGCCUGCCCGGUGGAGGUGCUUCAGUUCCACCCCACUGCAGGUGGGGUGCUGGGGAAUGCGGCCGGCAAGACCGUGAAGGUCUGGGAUUCAGCCCAGCAGCAGCCUCUCACUGAGCUGGAAGCCCACAAGGACCAAGUCCAGAGUGUGGCCUGGAGCCCAGAUGGUGCCCUCCUUGGCACAGCUUGUAAAGACAAGCAGCUGCGGAUCUUUGACCCCAGAGCCAAGCCUGCAGCCUCCCAGACCACCGAAGGCCACAGGAACAACAAGGACUCCCGACUAGUCUGGACUCACUCCAACGAGCACGUGCUCUCGACUGGAUUCAGUCAGAUGAGAGAGCAUGAAGUCAAACUGUGGGAUACAAGGCGCUUCUCCAACUCCCUGGCCUCCUUCGUCCUCGAUACUUCACCGGGGUCGCUGAUCCCACUGCAGGACCCGGACUCAGGACUCCUGGUUCUAGCUGGAAAGGGAGAGAAUCUCCUGUACUGCUACGAAGUGUUUCUGACGCAGCCCAGCCUCAGCCUGGUGAAUCAGUGUGUCCUGGAGACCAGAACCCGGGGGGCGGCCCUGGUGCCCCGCAGGGCCCUGGACGUCCUGGCCUGUGAGGUGCUGCGUCUCCUCCAGCUCAGCGAGAGUGCCAUCGUACCCAUCAGCUACUGCGUGCCCCGCAAGACGGUGGAGUUCCACGAGGAUCUUUUCCCCGAUGCCGCAGGCUGUGUGCCAGCCACCAUCGGGCAGAGCUGGUGGGCUGGAGACAACAAGCAGGUACAGAGGGUGAGCCUGAACCCCUCCCGACGUGCCCACGCCAGCUUCACAUCCUCCAUAGGCCAGGGGGCUCCCACCCCCGAGGCCCGGCCUCAAGAUGUGCCCGCCGGAGAUCCAGAAGCCAGCGGCAGCAGCCUCUCCUCCCCACCCAGCUCGCUCACCUCACCGUCUACACCCUCCAGCCCGGGCCCCUCGAUCUCCAGCACCAGUGGCCUCGGCACCAGUUCCAGCCAAAGGUCACUGCAGAGUCUGCUGGGCCCUACCUCCAAGUUCCGCCACGCCCAGGGCACCGUGCUACACCGCGACAGCCACAUCACCAACCUCAAGGGGCUCAACCUCACCACACCAGGGGAGAGCGAUGGCUUCUGUGCCAACCGCCAGCGGGUAGCCCUGCCUCUGCUGAGCACAGGAGGGCAGAUCGCAGUCCUAGAGCUGCAGAAGCCGGGACGACUCCCCGACACGGCGCUACCCACCCUGCAGAAUGGGGUGCCGGUCACCGACCUCGUCUGGGACCCCUUCGACCUGCACCGCCUGGCUGUUGCCGGGGAAGAUGCCAAGAUCCGGCUGUGGCGCGUGCCCCCCGGGGGUCUUCAGGAGGUGCUCACCAAGCCUGAGGCGUUGCUUCUGGGGCACACGGAGAAGAUCUACUCCCUGCGUUUCCAUCCUCUGGCGGCCGACGUGCUGGCCUCCUCCUCCUACGACCUGAGCGUGCGGCUGUGGGACCUGCGGGCCGGGGCCGAGAAGCUGAGGCUGCAAGGCCACCGCGACCAGAUCUUCAGCCUGGCCUGGAGUCCGGACGGGCGGCAGCUGGCCACGGCGUGCAAGGAUGGGAAGGUUCGGAUCUACGAUCCCCGGAAUGGCCCCGAGCCGCUGCAGGAGGGCCCUGGCCCAGAGGGUGGCCGUGGUGCUCGUGUGGUCUGGGUGUGCAGUGGCCGCUGCCUGCUGGUGUCCGGCUUUGACAGUCGGAGUGGCCGCCAGCUGCUCCUGUAUGGGACGGAGUCUCUGGCCGGGGGCCCCUUGGCCGUCCUGGGCCUCGAUGUGGCGCCUUCAACUCUGCUGCCCAGCUACGACCCGGACACGGGUCUCGUCCUUCUCACCGGCAAGGGCGACACACGGGUCUUUGUGUACGAGCUGCUUCCCGAGGCCCCCUUCUUCCUGGAGUGCAACAGCUUCACCUCUCCUGACCCCCACAAGGGCCUUGUCUUCCUGCCCAAGACAGAGUGUGAGGUGCGAGAGGUGGAGUUUGCCCGGGGCCUGCGUCUGCGUCAAACCUCCAUAGAGCCCGUCGCCUUUCGUCUCCCCAGGGUCAGGAAAGAGUUCUUCCAGGACGACGUAUUCCCCGAGACGGCCGUGUGCUGGGAACCUGUGCUCACGGCGGCCGCCUGGUUCGGGGGUGCCAACGGGCAGCACCGCCGCCACAGCCUGCGCCCUGCCGACAUGACCCCAGUAAGCCAGGCGCCCCGAGAGGCUCCGGCCCGGCGGGCCACCCCAUCGGCUGUGUACCUGGAAGAGAAGUCGGACCAGCAGAAGAAGGAGGAGCUUCUGAGUGCCAUGGUGGCCAAGCUGGGAAACCGGGAGGAUCCGCUCCCACAGGACUCCUUUGAGGGAGUGGACGAAGAUGAAUGGGACUAGUCCUUCCUGCCGCCUGCCCCGCCUGAGCCCGCAGCUACCUCCUUGCCCAAGUGUCCGGCGCCCGCCCGCUCUGAGCCUCAUCGUUGAACUGGAAGAUUCCCCUCUGAUUCCCAGCGGGCCCCCGGCCCGGCCUUGGAGCGGGGCUCGACCUGACGCUUCCCAGACACCCUCAGGUCCUUCCCAACUCCCAGCGGGAUGGUGCUGGCACCCUCACGCUGCCCGGGGGCCCGAUUCCUGCAUCCCUCAUUUGGCUUCCUAAGACCCCAGCCCCACUGCCUCAGAAGCCUCGGGUCUGGCAUCUUGGGAAGCCCCCCACCCCCUGAACCGUCUGGUUUCUUGCCUUGCUCUCGCCUGAGCCGUGACCUUGACAAACCCGAGCUACCCUGCUAAAUCUCUCUGGGGUUCUGCAUUGGUUGGGGGGGCCUGGAGGAAGGUCGUGACCUUGCUAGAGCUGAGGGAGCUGCCGGGGACCCCUGGCUGCCUCUCCUCUGCCGAGGGCUCCUUCCUCUUGGGGGGAUGAACCCUUCCCCUUGCUCCAGGCCGGCCUUCCCCCUCAGACCUCCUUUCCCACUGCCCAGGUUGGGAAGAGCCCAGAUUCCCAGUUCCACUCCAGUUCCCCCAGGCUCACGACCAACCAGCACCCGACUGUGCUGGGGUGGUGGGUCUGGGCUAGGGCCGGGACCAGAGGGACCGACCAAGCCACGAGGAGAAGAGCCUCACCGGCGACAGGCUUUUGAACACACCCAAUACCUCGGCCAUUAAACUUUUGUAAGCAGA